GCGGCGGCAGCGCUUAAGCCGAGCUCGGAGAUUUUUUCGUAACAGAAAAGCAACUUUUUAUUCGUUAAUUAACCGUCGAGCGGGCCAGAAGUCCGAGUUCGUGUGCUCGAGGAAGGGGCGUGGAAAGCGCUUAACGGAAGUGCAGAAAACGGGUAGCUAAUUGAGCACACCUCUCCGGUGACACCUGACACUCCAGCUGGGCACCCAGUCCCAGCACCAGUCCCAGUUCCAGUGACAAAAAGAAAAUCGAAAACGCUCCAUAUACAUAACUUUCUUCAGAAGCCGGGUGUUAAUGUCUCAAUUUGUCGCCCCGACUUUAACAACUGCAGUUGCCUUUCGGUCGCGUUACCUUCACCAUCGUUUGAAUUUGUGGCGCGUGUGCUAAAAAUCUGGGGAACUCUGUUCCUCAGUUUCUCAGUGAGUGAUUAGAGUUUUAUGCAAAUCAGAGGCGAGAAUAAUUAAUGCUUCUGGUGUCAAACGUUAACAGCAUUUCGCAAUAGACCCACACCCGCAUAACCUCAAACGUGUUCACAUAACGAAACCAAUCAGCAGACAGAUCUUAUCAGCCACCAAAAAAAAUGUUGUUUUGGAAGCGUCUUCAGCGAUCGAGCAGCUCCUCAAGCAGUGCGAUUCAGGAGCGUCGUUUUUUUGGCAUCCUCCGCUCGGCGAAAAGGAAGGACGCUGUCACACCUUUACCCACCUACCGUCAGAAUGUCGGCGAUGCCGCUCCCAUCGCUGCUCCACCUGCAGAGGGACUACAACUGGGUUUCGAAGAAGCUGGAACUAUAGAGCUGCAGGCCCAGGAGAACGACUACGUUCUUGAGGAGUCGGCUCUGAGAGUACCACUCUCCCCUCCGCCAAACUAUUGUCCUCUUCCCUUGACACCGCCACCCAGCUACACGGAGAGACCAAGGUCAGGCCAGGAACGAAGGUCCCACCCAGCAGAUGCAGUCCAUCCGGCCACGCCAGCACGUGUUGUGGUAGUCCCAACUUCAGGAGCACCUGCAGCAGCCAGUGAUUUGGCAGCACGUCAGCAGGCAAGACGACGACGGCGACUAAGAGAACUCCAGCAACAGCAACUGCACUUCGCAUCCAGCACAGACAGCUCCAGCAGCUCCGGAUCCAGUUGCUCCGAGUUGGGUAGCGGUUGCAGUGCCACCCGCCGACAGCGUCGACGCAGGCGGGGAUUGAGGGAUGCCUAUUGUCCGGAUCUGUUGAACGCCUGCUCCCUGAUUCUGCAGCAACCCGGCAGUAGUGACAGUUCCGUGGGAAACUUCACGGCCACGCCCCCACCCCCAACGACUGGACACCGUGAUCACCGGAAUCCCGCAGCGGAGGAGAGUUUCGAGUACAGCUCGGACUAUGUGGAGAUCGACGAGCUGCUGCCUCUAGUGGCCGGCGAGCGAGCGAAGAGCACUCCGCAGCUGGCGAUGGGUCAGAACCUGAGCCUGCGACGGCCGCGCAUCUCACUAACCUGGGUGCUCCGAGAGCAGCAGCAGACGCAGACGGCUCCACAAUCGCAAACACCGCCAUCACCGCAGAAGGAGGUGUCCAAGGAGCCUGUGGAUGGCCACGUGGAUCGCAAGGAGAACGAGGUGUUUGCCUCCAGGAAAGAGCCCGUUCCCACCCAGCUGGAUGUCACCAAGAAGCGGUACAGGGUCAAGCAACUGCCGGGUGGCGGUGAGCCGCUCAAUGGCUAUGCCACCACGCCCACCGCCCACCAGGCUCCGCCCAACGGUCACCUGGCGAACCAGAAGUUCUUCAGCAACCAGAAUCUGCUGGACGUGUCACGGAGCGGACCAGGCAGUGCUCCAGUGGCCGCCGCCUCCACCAAAGAGCUGCUCUUCGUGUGCACACCCCAGCGGGCGCCCAGGAGCGAUGGACACAGUGAAGCCCUGCUCCUGGCCAGAAAGCGGAACGAGAUCCGCAAGAAGUUGGCCACCCGCCUGCAGCAGGCAAGAUCCAGCGGCUCGCAGGCGGGUGAGGCCAGGGGAUCGGCAACGGGAGCAGAGUCCCUGAAGUGCACCUCCUACUCGGAGCCCAGUUUGGUGGCAGCCUCGGAGGGCGGUGGAGUGGGAGGAUCGGGCGGAGGAGCAGCUGCCCCCCAGCAGCAGCGACGCCAUAGGCACCGCAAGCGCAGGGAUCGCAAUCGGGUGCAGAGAUUCGGCUACGAGAUUCACAACGUGGACGAGUUCCUCUCCCGCUGCUCGCUCGCCGCUCCGGGCAACAUACCCGUGGUCCUGGCCACGGCUAGUACCCUCUACCAAACGCGACCUGGUGGCUACCAGCUGGAGAUUCCCCUGCCCCUGGGCAUGGUGGUGAAUGCGGUGUUCAAGAACCAGAACUGGCUGUAUGUGCAAACUCCCCAUGCGGAGGAGGGAUAUGUGGGCUAUGCCUGCUGUCUGCCCCUGGGGAUUCUGCCCCAGCAGGCGAGGGCCGGGUCCAGGAACACCCCCUGCUGGGAGACCAAUGCGGACGUGUUCCCUCGUCCCUGCGGCAACAUGACGGACUCGGAGAAGGAGAUCCGGCUGCGGGGUGGCACCCGUUCCGAUGGCGCCCGCACUCCACGCAGCUCAAAGGCUACUGAAGAUGUCCUCAAGAUCAGCACCACCACCAUCAACAAUAACAACAACCACAGCAACAACAAUAACCAAACGCAAGGCGGGAGCACAGCCAGCUCCUUGUACGGGGAACAGCAGGUGGACAAGCUGUAUCUGAGGGCUGCAUCCAAGCCGCGUCUGGUGGAGAAGGCCUACGCCCAGCUGCGUUCCACCCGCCAGGUGGCCCCAUCCGGUUCCGCUUCGGCCAAGAGCGGCGCCUCCCAGGACGAGUAUGUGACGCUGCAGCAGAAGGCCAACAAGAAGCAGCCGAGUGGUGCGCAGACCCAUCUCCACCAAUCCCAGCCAGCGGCGAGGCGGCUCUCCAAUGUGUCCUACAUCACCAACGGCCAGAAUGGCCAGCAUCUGCAUCCAAAGCUGGUACCACUGCCACCCUACGAACACAAGCCGGCCAAGAGCCAGGCGGAGGCGGAAGCCACCUUGAAGGCGCUCCGCCGCCAGCAGGAGGUGGGCCAGCGGCAAACUCUAGUCGCCAUCAACACGGACUACAUCACGGAGAGCAUCGCGGUGCACAAGGGCGAGAUUGUGACGCUGUGCGAGUGCCGCGAAUCCAAGGACCAGCGCCAGUGGUUCUACGUUCGGACGCGGGACGGACGAGAGGGCUUCAUUCCGGCCGAGGUGGCCGGCCAUGGCUACCUGUAGACCUCCACCGCCUGAAGAUGGGUCGCUUUGGGUCUUUGAAAGGAUUUUAGAAGCAAUUAGUAAUCUAUGGACAUUGCUAGGUGGCUUUUUUGAACGUUUCCUCAUAUCACCUUAGUUGUAAAAUCUUAAUUUUUACGAUUUAUAGUCAUAUGUAUAUGUUUCAAACUAUUGUGGGUAUAACAAUGGUUAAAGGCCAUUGCCGAUAUCAUAACGAAAUCAUGAAAAAGCUAAAUUUAUCUAAGGGAUUAAAAAGAUAGCAACCCAUAGUAUUAAAUUGUUAAAUUGAGGUAAACUCCGCCUUUACGAUUCUUUAUCCCAAAACGACCCAUCCAACCCCCCAGCCCACCCCAAAAUCAAGUCAAGCUCUACAUUUAACUCAAUUAGAAGUAUACCCAUGUUAAUCACUUAUAGGCCUGACAUUUCAUUCGCGAUCCUUGGUACGCUUCUAGUUGUAAACUCGUAUUGGUGUCUGUAAUUAAAUACUUGUAUCUGUGUAUGUGUGUGCGUGUGGAUCCUUGAAAGGAUCUUGUAUUUAUCUAGCCUAGCAUUACGAGUAGUCUAUGUAAUAGAAAACUUGCUUAACGAAAAUCAAAGAGGAAAGCGCAGACGGAAACUAUUUAU
This is a messenger RNA of Drosophila rhopaloa, 3881 nucleotides long. RefSeq lists its product as uncharacterized. Bases 579 to 3260 code for a protein of 893 amino acids. Gene Ontology annotation, molecular function: protein binding. NCBI's taxonomy places the organism in Eukaryota, Metazoa, Arthropoda, Insecta, Diptera, Drosophilidae. The record is from RefSeq and is a predicted model, not a curated record. The transcript is spliced from 4 exons.